Peniophora sp. CBMAI 1063 is the source of this 549-nucleotide messenger RNA. NCBI's taxonomy places the organism in Eukaryota, Fungi, Basidiomycota, Agaricomycetes, Russulales, Peniophoraceae. The record is from the annotation of a GenBank genome assembly.
AUGAUCGCCAUACAACUGCCCGCUGCCGCACCGCACGUGCUUUACACGAACAUCCCUGCAACAACCCGGCGAGCGGCGAACAUCCCGUUCUUGGCCGGCGUGCGCGCCAACCCACCACAAACACAACAGUCUCCACGAGCGACCCGUCGGGCACCCCCUCCUCCAGCCCCAAGAAGGCGCAAUGCUAUCAGCUACCAUCCUUCUCAAAACGAGAACCCGUUUGCGGAUCCGGUCAACCGGCCCGCACGAGCAUCAGCCAACCCAACUUGGAGCGAGCCCUCCCCGAAGCGUUCUCCGUCGCCGCCUGAACCUCGGACGCCGAGGAAGGCGACGCUGCUCUCUUCGGGCCAUAUGACGGACGUCGCGGAGCCGUUGCGUUUCAGCCCGCCGCCUAAGCUGGCACCCGCACGCGACCAGACAUGUCGUCUCGUUGCAAGCCUGCUACUCAAUCGCGCAUCGCGCUCGCGCCCCAUGUGUGGCCGCACACGCAGAUGUGCACCGGGUCGCAGUCGCCUUGCGACAUGCGUUAUCCUCGAAGACGCUGCAUGA